GCUCGAGCAACAUGGGCUCGAUCGCGGGCGAGCUGCAGAGGAAGACGGCCGCGUGCUUUCCCGGCCCCCCUCCAGUGCGGAGGGCCUUGCGAGGCUUCGCCGGAGUGACCUUUUGCCGCAGUGGCUUCGAGACGCUCUAAACCACUCACUCCCUUAAGGACAGGUGGCAUUUUUCGGCACCGUAUUUGCAACCUGUUGAGGGGCAUGGGUCGGUAGGCCUCGGCGCCAAUGGAUGCCCGCGCGAGCUUGAGGCGGGCUGUCGCGGAGGGGGAGGGCGUGGGUCCGCUCGACGGCGGCGCCACUGCUGGGCCCGCGGAUGUGUGGGAGGCCUGCGACCCGCUGGCUGUCCAUCGCGCCGUGCUGGACGAGUGUCACAGGUACGUGGCCCUCGCGGAGCUUCGGAAGCGCUUCGACAAGUCGUGGAGGGCCGCGUGGGGGUGCAGGGCCUGUGCGGAGAGCUUCAACGCGUGGCUCUUCGAGGCGCUCAACGGCGCCGAGGCCGAGUGGCCGCCGAUCCCAGGCCGCGAGGGCGCUGGUCUGCAGCGACCCCGCCGCCGGCGGGGACGGGUGCACGUUGGGAGCCGCGGCUGGCAAGGGAGGGCUGCUCGCCCAGGGCCUGGCCAAGGUCGGCGGCGUCCUGGGCACCGUGCGCGUGCCGACGGAGGUGUCGAUCGGCCUCCACAUGCGCGACCUCGCCGCGGUCUGGCUUCUCGCAGCUGCCGCCACCGCCGGGGUAUUUGCCCUCGCCACCUGCUGGCUGCGCAGGCCCGCCGCGAAAGCCGCCGUCUUCGGGCGCAACACGACGGAGGAGUGGCGCGCGCCAGCGCCGGCGGAGGCGCCGCGCUCGAGCCAGGAGGAGUGGGUGCGGGCGGCCGCCGCGCGGCGCCCAGCCGCGCGCUCCAAGCUUCAGCAGAAGAUGCCCCAGGUCGUCAGGGACGACUCCGACGAGGGGGAGUUGGACGGGUGACGCCCUUCUCCUCGCUCCCCCAUUCUCGCUGCCGGGCUCCUCCC
Molecule: messenger RNA, 1011 nt
Organism: Prorocentrum cordatum
Lineage: Eukaryota; Dinophyceae; Prorocentrales; Prorocentraceae
Source: the annotation of a GenBank genome assembly